Molecule: messenger RNA, 2974 nt
Organism: Schistocerca piceifrons (Central American locust)
Lineage: Eukaryota; Metazoa; Arthropoda; Insecta; Orthoptera; Acrididae
Gene: sosie
Exons: 4
Coding region: 12-572 (186 amino acids)
Source: RefSeq, a predicted model, not a curated record
GUGCUCUGGAGAUGGCGGCGCGACGAGUCCGAGCUCCCGGGAUGUGGUCGCCACUGCUGGUGCUCCUCGUCGUGUUGGCCGCCGUGGCAGCCGCCGCCGCCGCCGCCGGCGAGAGGGUGCCCCGAGCCGCCUUCGGCACGGCAGUCGGGGCCACCCGGCUGCGCCAGAACCAGACGCACACCACUCCCAGGCCAGAGCCGAAGAGCAAGCCGUGCACCAAGGACAGCGACUGCGAGACGAUCCGCAACACGACGUGCCGCGUCGACAGCGACGGCCACCGCCGCUGCCUGUGCGUCGACAAGGCCCCGCCAGACAACGGCCGCUGCCCCAAGCCGCGAUACUUUGGCCUGCGCUGGGCGUGUUCUGAGGACAGGGAGUGCCUGCCUUUCGGGGAGUGCACGACACCCAACAACACAGAGAGCAACAGUUCGACAGGCCGCGUGUGUCUCUGUAAGCCGGGACACCCCGAGACGGACGAUGAAGAAUGCAGCGGCUCUGGUCUGAGAGGCGGGUCGCUGCAGUUGGUAGCACUGGCGGGCGUUGCUGCAUUCGCCCUAGCUGCUGCCUUCUAAACGGUAGCUCCGACGCCGCCCAGAGCCGCUAACAUCUUCGUCGCAUCCUCAGUACUGCACGGGACAGCGUCCCCGCUCCUGCCUCCUAUGUGACUGAAGUACACACUGAAGCAACAUCAAUCUUCAUACACCGUAUCAAUGAUUACACGUAAAAAAUUACAAGGUGUCUAAUGCUAGAGAGCGUCUUCACGAUUACCACCGGUUCAAUAUUAUUUAUUGUCUCAAAAUAUUCAAUAUUUAUAAGAUACAGUAUUUUAGAAUAAUCGUUUGUAAAGUUUAUGGCAUGAAGCUUUCAAGAAAUCAUACGUUUGUGGCUAAACAAUAUUGUGAUAAUGUUGUGAACUCAUGACUCGCUUGGUUACUUUUAUUGUAUUAACGUUAAAAUCUUAUAAAAAAGGUAAAAUUUCUCUGGGUCCUCUAUCGGUUUUGUUAUGUUUAAUUGCCUUGAACUGAAUCUCCGAGUUCUUUUCAGUCUGAUUUCACAUAUUUACUCAUAUUCCAGAAAUGGUUCAUGCGGUGUAUGAAGGCUUAAGGUUUGGAAACAGCUGUCCUAAACAUAUUUAUUCAUUGUCUUAGUAGUAGUUUUGAUUAAUAAAUUUAUUUAUAAAAUUUAAAUCAGCUCAAGGCGUCUACGUGAAACGCCACUAAUUUAUUCAUUGCAACCCUAUUAGACGUCAUUACAUAGAUUCUCAAUGCUAAUUUUAGUGUUAAUAGCAUUGCCUACUGUAUUACAACUUCCGUUCUAGGUUUUAAUCGCCUCUCUUAUGGAUAAUUCUGGGUUAAAUAUGUUGUACUUGGGAAAGGGGGGCACAUUCGAAACAUCGAUUCCACUACACCUAUUUUUAAAAAAAUUCAAUGUGCACUGUCCAUUGCCAAAGAAAAUAUGAUCUCUGUUUCGGAAUUAAAUUCGCAUGCAUUGUGCGUGGAUUAUUUCUCUGUUUGUCUGUUCUCAGAUUUACCUUAUUUCAAACUUUAGAACACUAGGCGAAUAUCUUCUGACAUGCAAAACAGAUACGAAGUGAUCAUCAUUCAGGAUCUAUAAGAAUUGCGUUUCGUGACAUACAUAUGUCUUAAACCUAGUUUCUUUUAAAUGUUAUAGACGCAAUGUGCCAUACUGCACACAAUAAGACCCAAAGAGCAUUACCUCUUUUAUAUUCAUAAAAGAAAAUAAUGUGUCUUUGCUAAUUCAGUUUUUGUUGUUAGUGGAUGCCAGUUCAGUUAGAUUAGCCGAUCUAUCUUAAAUAUUUAUGUUAAUUUACAUAAAAUGUUAACAACUCGAAGAAUAGAUAGAAAUGAGUAGUUCUGUAAUUUUUUGUUCUCCCUGUCUGCAAAAAGAUACAUACAGAGAAAUAUUUAGCAGUGAUUCGGAGUUUCUUACAUUAUUCAUUGGACGCCAAUGAAAUGAAAGUAAGCGUAGAUACAUCGUCUGAAAUAGCAGGCUACUCAGGCAGAAGUGUAAGCUGUUCAAUCUUCCAACACUAACAUUUUUUCCUGCUAUAAGCCACAGCAUGCAUACGUGGUUGGCACUUCGCAAUGGAGACAUCAAAUUGGUGGAAACUGAAAACCAUGGAAAAGUAUUAAAGCGAUCAUGGUCAUUUGACAAGGGGAAGCAUAGCUCAAUAGAUCUGAAUAACUAAGAAACAAGAACAUGUAAGUACUACAGCCAUUUAGGAGUCGCUUACUUAAGACUGUCUGGGAAUGAUAAUGGAACGAAACAUUGCAGUAUGCCCUUGUUUAAAGGUGAAAUUCAGGAAUCAAGUGUUCUUUCAACAAUGCUGACAGAUCUCCAUACUUUGCCCUUUGUUGGCUGAAAAUGGGUCACCUUUAUAUAACAAUGCAAAGAUUUGUCUAAUGAACAUAAUGAGAGUAAGUGCAUUAAUGAACAUAAAAUAUUCUAUUUUUGAAAAUAAAAACUGUGACAAAAGAGUUCACAAAAUGCUCACAGUUCCUACAUUGCACUUCAGCGCAACAUUCGAAACACUACAGCCAAAUUUUUUCAUGCUAAAAUCGUCGAACGCAGAAACGAAAUGAUCUUUUGUGUACUACGUUUCAUCUUCUUGUCAUAACAUUUCACGUCUACAUGGAAAACAGCAAUCUUCCCACAACAUCAUGACCAUAGAAAUUCCUGUAACAAAUGAAAUUGUAAAAAAAGUCUGAAGUACUGUACUUACCUAUCUGAAGAGGAUAAAUGAGACAUAAUAUCCUUUUUGCACCUCUGAAAUAUUUUGCUGUAACAGAAACUUUCCAAAAAUUGCGAACUAGUUUUUUUAGUUGCAUUUGUAUUUCGAAACAAAAGAGUUUAAAGAAAUGCCAGUUCGCUGCUGCUGUGUAAGUAACAUUUACGAGCACAUAAUUAACAUUUUUGCAUGGGUGCUAAAUUAUUCUCACAAUCCCUUAUAACU